CACCACCAACAUCAUACAGAGGGUAGCAGCCAACCGAGCCGAGUGUGAAUAAAACUCUGAUGUAAUCAUUCGCUGUUACGCUCGCCAAAUGAAAAAUAUAUCGAAUCGCACAGAAACUUUUUAAGAAUCGACGGUUUUGUGGCCACUGGGCAAAGUAUACGGUAUUAUUCAGCUUUUAUUGCGUGCUGCGAACAGUUUGGCUGGAAGCGACCUCAAGCCAAACAUCAUUAAAGAGAGCGACCAGCUGCCUUAAGAGAGAGGAUGUCGUCGCGUAUGUUUAAAUUCGGCGUUACCGCCGCAAGUGCCUGUGCAGGCUCUGUGAUUGCUGCAUGGAGCAUCGAUCGGUGGAAUUCUCCACAUGUGGUUAACAAUGCCGUGCAACGUCCACCCAAGCGUAAGCGUACUCUGCCCAUGCGCAGCGAGCAAAUCAAAUCCCUGAUGAGCGGCGAAGAAUACGAUGUACUAAUUAUCGGCGGCGGCGCCACCGGCGCUGGCUGUGCCCUCGACUCUGUUACGAGAGGUCUAAAGACGGCGCUCGUGGAGCUGGAUGACUUUGCCAGCGGCACCUCCUCGCGCUCCACCAAGCUUAUACACGGUGGCGUACGCUAUUUGCAGAAGGCUAUUCUGGGCCUAGAUCUUGAGCAAUAUAGAAUGGUUAAGGAGGCGUUGGCAGAGCGCGCCAAUAUGCUUGAGUCUGCGCCACACUUGACGCAUCCGCUACCAAUCAUGCUGCCCGUAUACACGUGGUGGCAGGUUCCCUACUACUGGGUGGGCAUCAAGGCGUACGAUCUGGUGGCCGGCGAUCGUAAUGUGAAGAGCUCCUAUUUGCUAUCGAAGAAGGAUGCUCUGGAGCUAUUUCCCAUGUUGAAGAAGGACAAGCUGUGUGGUGCCAUUGUCUACUAUGAUGGCCAGCAGGACGAUGCACGCAUGUGUCUGGCGGUGGCUCUGACAGCGGCUCGACAUGGCGCCGUGGUGUGCAAUCAUGUUGAGGUUAAGGAGUUGCUCAAGAAGGACAACGGCAGCGGCAAACAGGUGUUGUGCGGCGCCAAGGUCAAGGAUCAUAUCUCUGGCAAGGAAUUUACGGUUAAGGCCAAGUGCAUCAUCAAUGCCACGGGCCCCUUCACCGACACCAUACGCAAAAUGGACGAUCCGACGGUGAAGAGCAUCUGCUGUCCCAGUUCGGGCGUGCACAUUGUGCUGCCCGGCUAUUAUAGCCCCGAUCAGAUGGGUCUGCUCGAUCCCUCAACGUCGGAUGGACGCGUCAUCUUCUUCCUACCCUGGCAACGGCAAACGAUUGCCGGCACCACAGAUCUGCCCUGCGAAAUAACGCACAAUCCGGCACCAACUGAGGACGAGAUCCAGUUCAUUUUGAGCGAAAUCAAAAACUAUCUUAACGCUGACGUUGAGGUGCGUCGCGGCGAUGUGUUGUCCGCCUGGAGCGGCAUUCGCCCGCUCGUCUCUGACCCCAACAAGGAUGACACACAAUCCCUGGCCCGCAACCAUAUCGUCCAUGUCAGCCCCUCGAAUCUGAUCACCAUUGCCGGCGGCAAAUGGACAACAUACAGAGCCAUGGCUGAGCACACUCUGGAUGCGGCCAUCAAGGCUUGCAACCUGAAGCCGGAGCGCGCCGAGGCUGUCACAUCGUAUCUGAAGAUUGAGGGCGGCCAGGGCUGGACACCCACCAUGUACAUCCGUUUGGUGCAGGAUUUCGGCCUGGAGUGCGAGGUGGCCCAGCAUCUGGCAAAAUCGUACGGCGAUCGCGCCUUUGCCGUGUCUAAGAUGGCAUCGCUAACCGGCAAACGCUGGCCGAUCAUUGGCAAUCGCAUCCAUCCCGAGUUCCCCUACAUCGAUGCAGAGAUUCGUUAUGGCGUGCGUGAAUAUGCCUGCACUGCUGUGGACAUGAUUGCACGCCGUUUACGUCUGGCCUUCCUCAAUGUGCAAGCCGCCCAGGAAGCGCUGCCCGCUGUGGUCGAAAUUAUGGGCGAGGAGCUGAAAUGGUCCAAAGAGGAGAAGGAGCGCCAAAUCAAGCAUGCCACUGAAUUCUUGGCCAACGAAAUGGGACACACCAUCAAUCGCACGUCCAAGGAGAGGAUACCCAUUAAGCUAUCCAAGGAGGAGAUUCAGACAUAUGUGAAGCGCUUCCAACUUAUCGACAAGGACAAGAAGGGCUACGUGUCCAUUAACGAUAUCCGUCGUGCGCUCAAGAGUUUCGGCGAUGGCGAUGUCUCCGGCGAGCAAUUGCACGACAUACUCAAGGAGAUCGACACCAACAUGAAUGGCCAAGUGGAGCUGGAUGAAUAUCUACAGAUGAUGUCAGCGAUUAAAACUGGCGACGUGGCCUAUUCCCGUUUCGCUCGCAUGGCUGAGCUAGAGGAACAGAAGCACGAGGCGGCCAAUCUGAAGCAGAAGAUCAGCGUCGAUCGCUCCGGCGGCGGAUUGUAAACGACUUAAU
Messenger RNA from Drosophila arizonae, 2452 nucleotides. It is a transcript of the gene Gpo1, whose product is annotated as glycerophosphate oxidase 1. Gene Ontology annotation, molecular function: calcium ion binding; glycerol-3-phosphate dehydrogenase (quinone) activity. NCBI's taxonomy places the organism in Eukaryota, Metazoa, Arthropoda, Insecta, Diptera, Drosophilidae. Gene Ontology annotation, cellular component: mitochondrion. The record is from RefSeq and is a predicted model, not a curated record. Gene Ontology annotation, biological process: glycerol-3-phosphate metabolic process.